AUGGAAAGAUGCGGCCGGCAAACAAGGCAGAAGACGGAUGGUCAACACCGUCUGAGACAAGGAGUCGACACGGGUGUCCCUUCGGCUCAUCCGUCGCUCUUCUCAGCUUCUGCCUCCCGAAAUACGUCCGUCGGCGCGCAUUAACACCCAAGCUUUGCGCAUUUGAGCCACAAGCCACGUCUCUGUUUUGCGGCUUGGCCGAGAGCUUACGCUUUUCAAAAGGCGUUGCUUAUUUGUUUCUUCUCUCAAGGUGGGAACCAACGGAAACUCAUCUGUUAUUUUUUGCAGAAAAAGUCAACGCGCAAAAAAAGGCAGUGUUUAUGUAGACACACCAUAAAUUUGAACGUUUCUUGCGCGAAAAAAAAUAAGAACCUUUUUGUAGCCUGUUUUGACCCUCUUCAAAAACUUUAAGGCAAAAGCUGCAGGAAACUUAGCUAUGAAAAUGGAAGGUCUAUUCACACAAAUUGAAACUUUUUGCAUAAAAACAAUUGAUGGUUACAUUUGAAAACGAAAAUGAAAGCAAACCUUUUUUUGAUAACGUUUUGAGAAUAAAUGAUAAAAUUCUUCAGACUUGUCUGGGAAUAAGGAAAAUUUUUUGGAAAAAUGUUUUCAAAAUCAAAGCUGAGCGCAAUUGAAAAUUUAAAGCAAUAGUAGUAGGGCUCAAAAAAGUGGACUACUAACGUACUCGUUCGAAUAAACGCGGCAGAAGGCAUUCGUAAAUAAUUUAGAGAUGCGAUGAAUGGUACAAGGCACGUCUACUAGGAUUAGAAUAAUCGAAUCUGAAGGUAAUUUUUGCCUGGAAAUUAUGGAAAUUCGAUAGCUUUGAAGUGGAAUUACAGUAACCUUUGUUUCAAGAGCUUGAAAAAAAAACGUAAUCGGGUUGUUGAAAAGAAAGAUAAGUUUAAAAGUGAGACUCCAUGAAAAAGCUUGGAAAGUUUUAGAAUCCAGUUUCUGUAAAGUCAUGAAAGUUCGAGAGUAGCAACAGAUGUUUCUCAGUAGAGAAGAAAGAAGUGAGAACUGCGUUUCCACUUAAUUUAGCAAUGGUCGAUCAAGUGUGCUCGGGAAACCAAAGACAUACUUUUUACAAGUAAGACAAGUCCUCGACAAAUGGAAGAUCAAGGCAUCAAAAAAAGUGGGAUGAAUGAAAGUUUUUGUUAAAGAAUUUUUGAUUUUUUUGAAAUUAGUUUUUUUGCGAAAAAAAUAACAAAAAGUGGAUUACUCCAAGAAAGAAGAAGUUUAGCAGUUUGUCUCAGUGAAAGCUUCCAAAAAUUAAAACCUUAAAAAAAUUGAAAAAGAAAUGUUCUUUUUCUCGCUGAUAACUUGAGUUAUGAGAAAAAAAUUGGUAAGAUCAAAUCGAUUCUGAGGAUAAAAAAACUUAAGGUCGAAUUUGAAAAGGAUCAAUGAGAAUUUUUUUCUUGAUUAUUCCCAUAGUUUGGUAAAAAGAAUAUUCGCAAAUUUCUGAAAAAGACAACUUAUAAAAAGUGUUGCGAUAAUCCAGUAAUCCUAGAAAAGUCGCUAAUUACCAAAGCUCUGGAAAAUUUUCGAGUUCGAACAUUUAAAAAAAAAUACAGGAGCAAUUUACAAUUAAAAGUAAGCUUUUUGAAAGCUCAAUUCGCGAAUUUGAACCUCAGUAUUAGUUUUGAAGUCAUCCAAAAGUGAGAAAGAAAAGAAAACCAACCGUUGUGUCGGCCAGGCUGAAGUCUUCGACUGAUGUAUCGGAAAUGUCCGGAAAGGGCAGGAAGAGGUCCUGCAAGUCGGAUAGUGACUAUGAGGAAGAUGAAGCUCUGGGCGACUGUUUCGUGGCGAAAUCAAUCGAAAUCUCGACGAGGAUACGAUCUGGCUGUUUGCAUUGUUGUCAUUGUAUGUACAUGCGGAUCGCACGUGUUGUGUUUAACUGGCGAGUCUAUUUGUGCAAUCUAUUCUCGUUGACAUUGAGGUAG
Caenorhabditis auriculariae is the source of this 1940-nucleotide messenger RNA. The record is from the annotation of a GenBank genome assembly. Lineage: Eukaryota; Metazoa; Nematoda; Chromadorea; Rhabditida; Rhabditidae.